AUGGCCUACCCGCAGAAUGAUCAUCCCAAUUUAAUGGGUGAAGACAACAUCGAUCUUUUGCAGAUGGGUUUGUUCAAUGAUAACGCUAUCGGCCACCCUUCAAGACCGACUGGAUCUACAGGAAGCGUUCGUCAUUCGUACACACACAUCCGCCCGCCGACUUUACCAAGCCUCGGACCGAUCCCCACAGGACCCCAUCCAGCGGCAACUUCAGGACCCCGAGAACAGAAUAGAUCCACGCCAUACCCCAGACCAGGUUUCCCCGGAGAGUACGUAAAUCCAACUGCGACCCAUGGAGGAACAGAGCGACCUUCUCCCGUUUACGAACAACAACGAAUCCCGCGAGUCUCACAAACAUCACGAAUCUCGAAGCCCCUGCGAACUCCGCGACCUCCGCGAGGUCCGCAAAGAUACACAACAACGUCAAUUCCUCCCCAGCAACAACGCCCGAUACAAGGCCGCUACACAGAUUAUCAAUUCGCUAUCUCUAACCUCCAAAGUUCACCUUCCACCAACCCCCCCACUCCCCAAGCAACCACCCAGACUCCCAGCACCAGUAGACUAAAGCUAGAAGCUGCUGGUCCCGCAGAGACCCACGUACCUAUCAAGCAAGAAGAGGAAGUCAAGGAAAGAGCCCCACGCCGCCCUUACGGCCUUGACCAACUCGAGGCAGCUGUACUACGACUAGAAGCUGAAGAGAAGCAACGCAAAGCAGAGGAAGCGGCGAAGAAGGAGGAAGAGGUGCGAAUCGAGGCAGAGAGGAAGGAGAACGGAUUUCGCUGGCCAGGCGAUACAUCGGACUUCCCAGCAGAGGCGCUCGCGGACUACAAGAUACCCGGCUGCGAAUUACGCGCCAAGGCCGUCUGCAUCGGCCACCCUCGCGAUCCCGAACUUUCACGCCUCCGCGUCAGUGUCUUCGCUAUGCGACCCGAGGGUAGCCGCGACGUCUUAUUCAAGAUAGCUAAAGACGGUUCGUCGAUCGACGAGAUUCACCAAGGCUACCCCAUUAAAUGGGAAGACGUUCGAGUCCAUGCGUACUUCCAAGGUAUGAGCGAGUUUGUAGCUGAUCACUGGAUUCGACACCUUUUAGCUAUGGUCCCGGGCGUCAACGAUUCGAUUAUGAAAUGGACUUAGGGUCUCAUUCGCGGAGACGGCGGAGGAAGACAGGAAUGGUUCUAGUUUGAGAUGGAUUAUACACGUUAUAGCUAGCCGCCAUGGUUAGCUAAAUAAAUGCAUGCAUUUCCUAUUGUGAAUAUCGUCCAUCUGAAUACUUAUUACCUUGAAAUGUGACUCCAGACGACUCAUGACACAAUCCCACCCCCGAAUCAACUCCUGAAUCGUUAUAACACAUAUUCUUAUGCAUCUAUUCGACUACCAAGUAGAUGCGCUUAACCUAGAAGAUUAAGAUCUUUGGAUCUCGACCCUUGCUUCGAUCAUCA
Molecule: messenger RNA, 1439 nt
Organism: Hypoxylon trugodes
Lineage: Eukaryota; Fungi; Ascomycota; Sordariomycetes; Xylariales; Hypoxylaceae
Exons: 2
Coding region: 1-1134 (377 amino acids)
Source: RefSeq, a predicted model, not a curated record